Messenger RNA from Spodoptera frugiperda (fall armyworm), 3198 nucleotides. RefSeq lists its product as uncharacterized. The record is from RefSeq and is a predicted model, not a curated record. NCBI's taxonomy places the organism in Eukaryota, Metazoa, Arthropoda, Insecta, Lepidoptera, Noctuidae. The coding region runs from base 155 to 3013 and encodes 952 amino acids. The transcript has 14 exons.
ACAUCAUCUGUGUUACGCGGCGGCGUCGAGGCGUCGAGGCCACAAGACUCGAUUGCUUUGCACCAGGCAGGUCCCAGUUUGAAAUAACGCGCGCGGUGAACACCACGUACGUUACAAAUUCAGUGUGAAAAAAACGUCAAACGCUCCUUAAAUCAUGGCUAACAUAGUGGAUUUAUCUACCGAGGAUAAACUCGAAUACCACUUCUUCCCCGUGUCGAGCGGCUCCGUGUCGUUCAAAGUCAGGACCUCCAAUGAUGCCCACAUUGCCCUUACCAUGGGGCCUCAACCCAGCGACCCAAUGGUUGAGAUUUUCCUUGGAGGUUGGGGUAACACAAAGAGCGUGAUCAGGAAGAACAGAACCAAACCCGACAAAGUUGAAAUCGAAACCCCUAACAUCUUGAAUGGCGGCGAGUUCCGUGGCUUCUGGGUCCGUUGGGACAGUGGCAUCAUCUCCGCUGGCCGGGAGGGCGAGGCCAUUCCCUUCCUCUCAUGGGCUGACCCUGAACCAUUCCCCAUUGCCUUCUUUGGAGUGUGCACCGGUUGGGGAGCGACCGGCUCCUGGAAAAUCGAAGAUGGGGGUGAAUUCAAUACUCCGGACCAGUUAGAGUAUAGAUUCGGACCCGUCCUCUCAGGUUCUCUGAGAUUUGAAUAUCGCGGUCCCCACAACUGCCAUGUAGCUUUGACGCCAGCACCUGCUGAAGUGGACCCUAUGUAUGAAAUUAUGCUUGGUGGUUGGGAAAAUACCAAGUCGGUUAUUAGAUACUGCAGGCAGAAACCUGAUAAGGUUGAGGUCCCGACGCCAGGAAUUAUGAAUCCUAACGAGUUCAGGAAAUUCUUAAUCGAAUGGAAAUGUGGCAGAGUGAUUGUUCGCGACGGCGAGACGGGCAUGGUUAUUAUGGAGUGGGUAGACCCCUCGCCAUUCGGCAUCACCCACUUCGGUGUGCGCACUGGUUGGGGUGCCCGUGGACAGUGGCGUAUUACCCAUUUCGGCAAUGCCCACGCACAGCCUCUUGGGCCAUCGGCGCCAGUGGCUGCACCCCUGUACGCUGCGCCCCCCGGCUACCCCGGCGCUAUGGGAGGCUUCAGUGCCCCUGUAAUGGCUGGACCUGGCAACUGGGUUGAUGCCAGUGCUGGUCAAGUUCCCCCUGGUGCCGUCGUCGGUGGCCAGGACUGCAGCGGCGAGCCUCUCUACGUCGCCAGGGCACAGCACGAAGGAGCCGUGAUUCCCGGAAAACUUUGCGCUUCACACGGAUGUGCCUUCGUUCCAUGGGGCGGUUUGGAGCACGGCAAACCCCAAUACCAGGUGCUGGUUGGCGGCCCCAACAACUGGGUGCGCACUAGUGGCUCCAACGUGCCUCCCGGCGCGUUCCCCGGCGGUCAGUCUGAAGAUGGCGAGCCCCUGUUCGUGGGCCGCGUGAACCAUGAGGGCAGCCUCACCACCGGCAAGGUGCAACAGUCGCACGGAGUGUGCUACAUCUCCUUCGGUGGACAGGAGCUCGGCUUCCCCGAAUACGAAAUCCUCAUGCCCUUUUCCCCAGUAAAACUGGAACCAGUACCCCGUAAAAUGUUCCCUGGUGAGGGUACACUUCACUGGGUUCCAAUGACCAAUGGCCAGUUACCUCCAGACGCAAUGAUUGGCGGCUUCGAAAACGAACUCACAUACAUAGCCAGGGCUUACCACAAUAGGUCAAUAUGCCCUGGACGAUAUGUUCCCUCCACUGGAAGGUGUUUUGUUCCCUGGGGCGGAAGAGCACAUAAAAAACGGCAGUUUGAGAUUUUAUGCGGAUUUAAUGCUAUGUGGGUUAAAACAAGAUCUAACCUUAUCCCACCGAACGCAUUUGUUGGUGGAACUUCAGAAGUAAUGGACGAACCUCUGUAUAUAGGAAGAGCUAUGAUUGAUAACAAUCUAAUAUCUGGAAAAUAUUUAGUUUUGUUUACCGGCUUUAGCGACAAAAUCAUGGGUGAUAUACUAGAAAUUACGACACGGCCGCGGCAUCACCAUGUUUUCUACAAAUUCACAGCCAAUGCAAUCAACUUUGAAAUUAAAGCCGAGGGCAAUGCAGCACUUGGAAUAUCUAAUAAACCAGAACAGAACUGUGAAUUUUUGAUUGGUAUAGGCCACAACAACAGGACAUGGAUAAAGAAAGUUAGAGGAAGAGGAGUGUACAGGGAAACUAUAGAUACUCCAAAUAUUUUAUCCGCCACAGAGUACAGACGGUUUUGGGUUUCCUGGUAUGGAGACAUUAUACGUUUGGGAGUGAACGGUAAUAGCAAGCCUAUAGUUACAUUUAGCAGCAGAACUGCGGAAUUAAAAUAUGUUACUUUCUUGGCUCUUGAUGAUGUCAGGAACACUGUGCACUGGAGGAUUGAAGUGCCACCAUACAUAGAAAAAACGUAUGUUAUGAGACCUAUUAGCGGAGGUGACCCAUAUUGGGUGCCAUAUGAUCGAACAACAGACUUCCCAGACAAUGCUUACAUUGGUGGACAUGAAAAUGAAAACUUAUACAUAAUAAGGGCUGAGCACAAUGGGUCCUUGACACCUGGAAAGUAUAUGACCUCAAAAGGAAUGGGCUACAUUCCAUGGGGAGGAGAAGCUAAUUCCAAACUUACAUUUGAGGUGCUAUGUGGAUUUAAUUUUACUUGGAUACCAUGUAAAAGCACAGAUACUAUUCCGGUUGGAGCUGUAGUUGGUGGUUACUCAGAGGACCCAGGAAAGGAGAAACUGUACAUUGGAAGAAGCAAGUAUUUAGAGCACUUAAUUCCGGGCAAAAUUCAACCAUCACACAAAGUCUGUUACAUACCAUAUGAAGGAAGAGAAAUAGGCUUGGACAAGUUUGAAAUACUGGUUGUGCCUGACGAUGGUAAGAGAUGCGUUAACAAGUUCCUGAUCCCCGGGGCUUUGAUCGACCAUCGUAUUGUUUUUCGUGAAGAAGAGCAGAUGAACAUGGACAUUGAGCAUGCUGUCAACUUCGAAGAGUAUGCUGGGUUUUUAAAUCCUGAAGUUGAUGGUUGAAGGCCAUAUGGGUAUUUAAUAUUACGAGUAAUGUAAUGUAGGUUCCUACUUAUAGUAAUUAAGGACAUAUUCUUAUAUAUUUUACCUUUUUGGUAUUUUUUUAUGUUUUUUUACUGCUAUGCCUAAUACUCGAACAUCAAAUUAUUGAUAGCUAAUCAAUAAAAAAAUAAUAUUAUUUUGUAAUA